Messenger RNA from Homarus americanus (American lobster), 2424 nucleotides. RefSeq names its product signal peptidase complex subunit 3-like (gene Spase22-23). Bases 129 to 671 code for a protein of 180 amino acids. Gene Ontology annotation, cellular component: signal peptidase complex; membrane. The transcript is spliced from 4 exons. Lineage: Eukaryota; Metazoa; Arthropoda; Malacostraca; Decapoda; Nephropidae. Gene Ontology annotation, biological process: protein targeting to ER. The record is from RefSeq and is a predicted model, not a curated record.
UGGCGGGCGGCAGGAGGCACCAGUAACACGUCAACAAAACUCUGACGUGUAGCGGCAUCAGUGGUGUCCUGCCAGCUGGGUUUAGAUUAUACCUCACUACCCACGUAUUGAUACAGAUAUUAAAGAAGAUGCAUACAUUCCUGUCUCGGGUGAAUGCUGUGAGCGCCUUCAGCCUGAGCACCUUAGCAGCACUAACCUUCCUGUGCUUUGCCUCCACAUUUUUCAUCAACUACACCGCGCCUGUCACUAUCAACGCCGCCAAUAUUGUUCUGAAAAAUGUACCAGAGUAUGCAGUGUCAAGAGAAAAAAAUGACCUGGGAGCCCUUCGCUUUGACUUAUCUUCUGACUUGACUCCUCUUUUCAACUGGAACACGAAGCAAUUGUUUCUUUACCUCACAGCAGAGUAUGAGACUCCCAACAAUAAGGUUAACCAGGUGGUCCUGUGGGACAAGAUCAUCAGGCGGGGAGAUGCUUCACUGGUCAGUCUCAAGAAUCAACACCUCAAGUACUACUUCUGGGAUGAUGGCAAUGGUCUUCUGGGUCACAAGAAUGUAAGUCUGUCCCUUUCAUGGAAUAUUAUCCCCAUUGCUGGCACUCUGCCCACUUGGAGUGGAACGGGGACCUACAAGCUGACCUUCCCUGCUGAGUACACCCAGGGUAGGACCUACUAGCUUACAAGGAUAUAAAGGAAUAACAAGUUUCAUGGACUCUGUGAGUCAGAAUCAACCACACAGUUAAUCAUAAAUAUUCCUAAGAUUUUUUUAUGAAAUAGUAACAGUGUACUGUAGCUUUCUAAGGUCAUUUGUUCUCUCAUAUGAUUGACAGUAUUUCAGGAAAACAUUUAUUAUGCCUAAGUUUAUUUUGAGAAAUUGGAGGUGUCAGAGCUUUUUAUUAUUUGUGUUUAAUAGAGAAAUAGGGGAAAGACUGAUAUAAAACUAGCGAAUCAAAAAGAUGGAGUGGAGAGAUAGUUAUGGAAGGUUUUUUCUCAGAUAUGCAAGAUAUGGCAAGUAAUUAGCUAUAAAUUUCAUGUUAUACACAUUGUAGCAAUGUCAUAAAUAUUGGGUGUAAUGCAAUAAAUAACAGUUUUAAUAAUUGUAGUUCUUCAGAUCCACUGUAACUGUCAAAUAUUUUGUAAUGUCACAUUUGAAAAAUAAAAAAGAUAGGUUUUGAAACUAUCAAGUCUUUUUAAACUUUAAUAAGUUUCCUGAAACAUAAAUUAUGAAGAAAGAUUUCAUAUAGAGGUGUAAUCUAUACAAUAUAAAUCUCAUUGGUAAACUUUUCUGUAAAUGUAUACAUGUUUACUGUAUAGACCAACAUUUGCUCUGUGUAUUUAAUUUCUGAAUAUUCUAGGGUAGACUGCAAGAGUUGUCAGCUUUUUCUACCUCACUCUUGGCAUUGGUAUUAAAGCUAUUCAGUUCAUGAUACAAUAAAUGAUUAAAUAUCAUAUUUAAGUAGAGGGAACACUAAAUGUAAAAUUCCAUUACAGGUAACUCUAAAGUUGUAUGUAGGAAAACUAACAGUUGCUAGUAAAAUUGGACAUGUAAGGGAAACUAGGUACAGAGUUUUGGUACAUGAAAACAUGGGGUUUUGUUAGUCACAUAUAUUUGGACACAUUGCAUUCAUCUGGUAAAAUUAGACACAGCCUUUAAGAAGUUAGCCAUUAGACCAAGAAUUUAUUGAUGUAUCAUUGGUUUUGUUUGUCUGCUAUAUUUAGUAGUAUUGCUGUAUUCCACUCUAAAAUAUUGAUUACUAAGACUGAGCUGGAAGAAGUUGGUUAUUUUGAUCCAUCAUAAAGUAGAUACCAGUACAGCUAAGAUUAAUGUGUACAUAUGAAUAUAAAUCUUUUGCUUUUUCAUAAACUUGUUACUGCUGCCAUAUCAAGCUGUAGAUCUGAUGAUCAUUGUCCAUGAUACUCUUGAAAAUAAGUUUGUUUGUAGGAUUGUGUGUAUUUCAUAUUUGUGAGAAAAACAAAUGAUGGAGCAUUGCUGUAUUAAGUGAAUGUAUUCUUUUGCUUUAUAUAACUAAAGACAUUUUCUUUUGUUAUGUAAAAAAGGUUGAUGUAUUAUUGUAUUUCAUACUGUCAUAAAUGUGCUUUGACUGAAGAAAAUCAAAGUAUUUUGAAUAGUUCCGAGUGAAUAUCAGUGUUUUGGGUGAUAGUUAAUUCUGUACAUAUAAAUAGUCUGUGAUGUUGCUUUUCCAUAUAAUGAAACUUUGUUAUAGUGUGUGUGAAUUGAGAAAAACUUACUGAAAUAGGUGAUGGGAAAUAUUUGUUAAGGCACAAUUUUAGGGGAAAAAAAAGGAUUUAAAAACUGUCAACCAUUCGGGUAUUUCAUGAACACAGCCACUUACUGGAAUGAUGUGAAGGACUUCUUGUUUGAUGUGAUAGGUAUCUGCCUAUGUGUCUUAUUAAAGUGAUUUUUCAAA